AUGGCACUCACGAUCGUGGCCACGAUCGUGUCCACGAUCGUGAGUGCCAUCGUGAUCAUGAUGGUGUGCUGCGAUCGUGGGGUUGACAGUCCAUGUUUUAAGAUGUCGGGGCGACGUAUUAUGAUACAUCAUGGCGGUCGUUGGGAGCGAUCAACAUAUAUAGAUGGGGAAUUCUUUGUUGCGUAUAUCGAUUCCGGUACAAUUAAUCGUGCUAACCUCGUGGAUCUUAUUAGAGAUGGUUUGGGAUAUCGAAAUGAGACCGAAUAUACAUUAUGGUACGUCACAAACAUCAAUGGUAUUAAAGCAAAAGUUCUAUUGAGGGGAGAUAUGGAGUUGCUUCGAUGGUUAGCAGAUCCUAGAGAGGAUCCAGAAGUUUAUGUGAUUGAGAAAGGCGGUUCUUCCGGCCCCGAUAGUAAUGUGAGCCGCAACACUAUGAGAGGAUGUACCUCGGCUGUACAUCAUGAUCAAAGAAUGCCGUAUCAUGAGGAAGAUGAUGAAGAGGUAUUCGAUGAGGAUUAUGAGGAAGAUGAAGCAGAGUCUACAUCUGAAGACGAUGUGGAAGAUCGUCGCAAUGAGUUGCGACAUUUUUCAUCGGAUUAUCAGACUGCAAGCUAUGUUGAGCAUGAACAUGGCUCGCGCGAUUGGGAUAUUCCAUUUCCGCACAUUGAAAGUAUAUUACAGUUGGGGUGGGAAGAGUAUCAUCCAAUAGCCUACGGACUGCUCGAGGUAGGGGCCAUAUUUCGAUCCAAAGUAGAGUUGAGGAUAGCUAUAGGAAUUUAUCAUUUGGAGCACUAUCUAGUGUUUGCAACCGAUCGUUCUACAGAUUCUCGUGCAGUGUACAUAUGCAAGAGUGGUAGGAAGAACUGCACUUUUAGAUUAUGUGCAGUAGAGGCUGCAACUCUUUGGAGAAUUACUAAGUUGACAUUGGAUCACACAUGUCAGGCGGAUUUGAAUCGUGUUACUACAGCACGGUCUGUGAGUGGCGAGGUGGCUGCAUAUUAUUUUGCCAAAAAAUUAAUCGAUGAGAAGGUUGUUUUGAGGCCAAAGGAGAUGAUUGCUGAGAUGCGUAGUAAGUAUGGCGUUCAAAUGCUAUAUUGCUUCGCAGUCAGAACUAGGCAGCAGGCGAUAGAGAGAACGUAUGGUGACUUCAAUAUGUCAUAUGUGAGGCUUCCAUCGUAUCUUUAUCUAUUGAAACAACGUAAUCCAGGGACUGUUUAUGAUUUGCAGACGACUCGUGAGGGUGUGUUCUGCCACAUGUUUGUUGCCCUCGGGCAAAGUAUUCGGGCUUUUGAGCAGUAUCUUCGACCGGUGAUUGUAAUAGACGGAACCCACUUGAAGGGAAAGAACAGAGGAGUGUUAUUUGUUGCUGUGACAAAGGAUGGGAACGAUCAAGUGUUUCCUCUAGCAAUUGGCCUCGGACCAAUAGAGAACGAUGAGUCGUGGACUUAUUUUCUCUACAAUCUACGGCGGUGUUACAAUCCUCCAGAAGAUUUAUUAAUUGUGAGUGACCAACAUAAAAGCAUUCGGAAUGCAGUUCAAGCCGUGUAUCCAAAUGCAUUCCAUGGACUGUGUUAUCACCAUCUGUUGAAGAAUCUAACGCCCUAUGGGAAGACAGUGGCCACGGUCUUCUAUGAAGCAGCAUAUUCUUAUCGUCACGAAGUGUUCGAAAAAUUUUUUUCAUUGCUGCACGACGCUAGUCCGGAUGGAGCUCACCGACGACUUUCUCAAAUUGGACCGGAGAGGUGGGCUAGGUCAAAGUGUCCGGUGCAACGCUAUGGAUUUAUGACGUCUAAUGCAGCGGAAUCGUUUAACUCUCGGUUGUGGUGGGCUAGGCGUUUACCAGUGUGCUCUUUACUUGAAUCGUUUCGCACACUUUUGGAGGAUUGGUUUGACGAGCGACGUACAUCGUCUGAAUCGAGAGAUCAUGUGUUAACGGUGUCUACGUUCAACAAGCUAUCUAAUUCUGUGCAAGCAAGUCUCUCUCUUACUGUUCGAGCCACCACCGGACUUGUGUAUAAAGUUGAAGAGGAUGAUCAACAAUAUCAAGUCGAUCUUCAGAAUUGGACUUGUGAGUGUCGAGAGUUUGAUGAGGAUAAAAUUCCAUGCAAGCAUGCGGUUGCCGCUAUAAGGUGGGCGGGCAAUGGUUUGAAUGUGUACGAUUUCGUACACAAAUAUUUCAAACAAUAUGAGUUGACACAAACUUAUGCCGAACAUGUUAGUCCAAUACCACAUCCGAGUGAAUGGAAUGUGCCAGGAGAUGUCUUAUCAAUCUAUUGUAGUCCACCCGAUCCGGAGACUCUACGUCAGUCUGGGCGUCCAAAGAUGAGUCGUACUCGGUCAACAGUUGAAGGACUACCCUCACGACGGCGUCAAGUGUGCUCUAGGUGUAAUGGAACGGGACACAAUAGAAAAAAAUGCACAAUAUCUAUCCCUGUGGGUGGGGUGGAUUUGAAUGUUCCAUUUCAAGAAGCAGAGUUUGAGGAAACUUCUCAGGAUCCUUCUCAUGCCACAGAUGAACCAUCUCAUGAUACGGAGGAAGCACAACCGACCCAGAGACGUCGGAAGAAAAAAAGAUGUAGCAAUUGUGGAGAAGAGGGUCAUGAUAUUAGAGCAUGUCCAAUGCCCCUCCGUGAAUAAAUGUAAGUUGUUAAA
This is a messenger RNA of Salvia miltiorrhiza (redroot sage), 2652 nucleotides long. RefSeq lists its product as uncharacterized. The record is from RefSeq and is a predicted model, not a curated record. Lineage: Eukaryota; Viridiplantae; Streptophyta; Magnoliopsida; Lamiales; Lamiaceae. Bases 1 to 2637 code for a protein of 878 amino acids. The transcript is spliced from 3 exons. Gene Ontology annotation, molecular function: nucleic acid binding; zinc ion binding.